Porites lobata is the source of this 35506-nucleotide messenger RNA. The record is from the annotation of a GenBank genome assembly. NCBI's taxonomy places the organism in Eukaryota, Metazoa, Cnidaria, Anthozoa, Scleractinia, Poritidae.
AGACAAGCCAUCGUCGGUUUCUCAUCGUCUUUUCAGGAGUAUGACAAGCCAGUGGUUAGGACACCAAUUCCUGGCCCACGCUCUCAGGUACAAGUUCAAAUUUUCCACCAUCUUUUUGGCCUGCAGAAUCAUUAUUUUUUGUUUAUCCUUGGAACCUCUAUUGCCAGCCAUCUGAUAUUACGUGAAAGUGCGAUUUCGCACAAUUGACCUCAAAUCGCAUCCGAUUGCGCAAUUUGAGGAAAAUCACAUAGUUCAUACAUGCCAACUCUCCCGGAUUAUCCAGAUCUCCAGUGGUAAUUGGAAUCUCUGAUAGUUCGUAAAAAAAAUGCUAAAUUCAAGGAAAGUAAACAAUAAAAUAAUUCUAUUUUUAAUCAAACAUUUUCCCAAGCUUAAUGUUGUUUAAGGUGAUUUACCACUAAAGAAAGCCUUUGAGACAUCUGAAACCCUCAAUCAUGGUAUCUGGAUAGCCAUUUUGAUUUCAGAGACGAGCAGUGUGUCAGCAGUGUAAUGGCGUCAUGUAAUAUUAACCAAGUCUCCUUUUUCUUUCUUUCUAUUUGUUUUCUUUUCUGGGUCAAGAUAAUUGGAUAAAUUUAACUAUUUUGUUUUAAAAUAGAUGUUCUAUUAUUCUUUUACAUUCAAAUUGCCAAUUAAACAACAUUUAAGUGAUUUUUCUCCUUUGAAACCUGGUAAAACAAUGUUAAUUAAUAGCCCUGAAAAAAUCGCAUAAUUUAUUGUGUAAUAGUCCACAAUCUACCCUGAAAAUUAAACGUGGCACAAUUUCUGAUUUUUCAUCGCACCCUAUCAGAUGGGCUGUCUAUGACUUCUUGUGGGGACUUAGGAAUACAUGUAAAAGUACUCACAAACGUGUAGCUAUAUAUGUAUGGGGAUCAAAUUCCACAUUAAGCCAUGAGCAAGGAGCAUUUGCAACAAUCACUAACAGCAGUAGGGUGCUACCAAUAAUACAUGUAGAUAUCCUUUAUAGCAAAUCAGUGUCAUAUCACCUGAUGAAAAUUGGCAAUAAGCAUUUGACUUCCCAAUCAAUAAAAAAGUGACCGUUGUGUGACAAAUAAUGAAAAAAACCCUUCUCAGCAAACCACAAUGAAUAAUUUAUUUUAUGGCACAAUGUGUCUUAUUCUUGAUCACUGAUUACAAAAGUUAAUUUCUACAUUUUCAGGCACUACUUAAUGAGUUGUCACAAAUACAGGUAGGUGCAUGGAUGAAUUUUAUUAUUACAGAAGUGUAUUAUUUAUUUUGUAGUUGAAUUUUUUAUUUUCAUCAUAAUUCUCAAGUAACAACUAAAGAUUAUGUCUAUUUGGUAUCAGUAUCUUGUUUUGUCUGUAAUCUCUUGUAAUUUUCCCAGCAAAAAUUAAUUAAGACAGUGUUUCUGAUGAUAUGUGAUCUAAUCACCCCAGUCACAUGAAAUCCUCAAGAAAUCUCAUUGUUUAUUGAAAAAUAGACUAUUUGGACAAAGUAACAGUUGAUAGGUAUAUACAGAUUUAAGGUUACAGUACCACUCAAAAGUAAUUAAGUUACCACCCUCUCGCAGGAAAUGAAUCGAUCGCAUCGCACACUAUAAAAUAUAUGCAAUUCUUGUCACGCGCUACGAGAAUCACGUAGCGUACGAUGGCCUAAAAAGUGUACUGGUAAGUACAUUUUGUAUCAUGGCCAAAAUUCUUGACCGAUUUCAAGAAUCGAUGGUGAAGCUUUACCGUGACCAACAUGCGAACAAAUUUGUACCUCUGCGACCACAGGUGGCUCAGACGUAGAGUGGGUCAAUAACAUGGACAAAAAUGGGAUGAGUCGUUGAAUCUACCACGAACUAAAAUAGUCCAGAAGUCAAAAUAUAACAAAACAAAGCUAACAUACCUUUAACUGUAGGUCUCCUUGUCUUUCCUUGCCAGUUAAAGUGGCAUUUUGUUGAGUUUUGCGCUCGUAGGUACAAGUUUAUAAUCCACUAAAGAAGAAUUAAAGGCCAGCUACAAGAAAAAUGGACCAUCUCCCCAGGAAGCACUAUAAAUUUGAGAAUAAUUGACGAAUCCAUUCCAAAUUGGUAUCGGGUAAUCUGCAGGUAAAGUGUGCUCCGGUUUCUUGCUCGCUGGCUCCCCAAACCCAUCGCAAGUGCACAAUGAUCGCUCGAUGCUCAUCAAUUAAUAAACACUUGACCUUUAUGCUCCGCCAUGGAUGGCCGCAAUGGGCAGGAAUACCACACAAUUUGAAUAUUCAAGCAUAGAGGCCAUGUAUGCAUGACAGUACAGCACUUGCUAUGCACUUGCUAACACAGCUGUGUGUUGUCAUGCAAAAAAAUGCCUGUUCAGCAAAUAUACUGUUGUCUUAUUUGCCCGUUGUGCUUGUAAUUUGUUAAAUUCAAGACAACUUUCUUUCAUAAAUCAAGUGUUCUGUAUAAAAAGUUACAAAGAACAAACUAAGCUAACAUUAUUUUGUGAUCGUAUGCCGAUUGAGUUGAAUUUUUAUCAAUGUUGUUGAUAUCUUGUCAGCUAAAGUUGCCACUAUGUGUAAACUUUAACAAAUGCACUGUUGUCUUAUUUUGCCGCUGUUUUUGUUAAAUUCCAAACAGCUUUCUUUCAUAAAUCAAGUGGUGACUGUAUAAAAAGCUAUAAAAAAAAAAUUUAUUAAGGUAACAUUAUAGUUAAUAUUAUUUUGUGAUCGUACGCCAAGUUGGAUUUUACCGUUGUUGUUGAAUGAAAACUACACACAUUAAAAGAGCUGACCAAUUUUUCUGGUGGAAGAACUCAUCGUUAGCGAUUUGCAGUAUUUUUGUUCUUCUCACAUUGGUUUGCUCAUUCAAAAAAAUCAAGGAAAGUGGAAGGGUUUUCACGUUCUGGCAAACGAAACAUCAUGAUCAAGUGCAGUGUCAAAUGUCAACGGCAAACAAAGCCGAAAACUAAACAGUGUGCUGAUGACAAGCUAAAAGAAAGCUCCUUGAAAGAAACUUAACGCCAAAACUAACGCCCAUUUUCCUCAGUCUUUAAGGUAACGCUAAGCGAAAUUUUUAAUUGGUUUCUUGCUGGGCAUGUUGUCAGUAAUUUAAACUCAUCACCAAUAGAUGAGCUUUGGCGUUGGUGCCUACAAGUUGGUGGAGCCGGGCAAUGCUCUAGCAUGAGGAGGAGGUAUCCAUGGCAACCCUGCAAGCGGCCCCCACCCAACCGGGAUCUCCUUGGUGCUUGAAAAAGGAGGGGCCAGCGAACAGGAGUGAAAUGGAACCUCCGAUGCAUCGAAAAAAAGACACACUUACCAAAUGAAAGCAGCUGACAGUGAGAGCAACACCAAAAACUGCAGGGCAAGCCCCAAGCAAUAAUAUUUGGUGCUAAACUCGACCGCAGUGUAGAAGGAGCUGUGGAUAACCAAUGGCAAGACACAUGAUGUCAAGCCAGCUGACAGAGAUGCCCGUAAGAGCUUCCGAAGGUGUGCGGAUAUAAAGCUGGUAUGCAUUGCUAGUCCAACGUCCAGGAGCCUGAAUCAGGUGGUCAGGAAUGUCGUUGCGAGCUGCUACCGUGGCUGCCCCAAUGCGAAGCUGUGGCUGGAAAAAUUGCCCUCAAUCUCUGCGGUAGAGAAAAAUUUGCCACAGCCAAUCGGUUAAGAUUGAGCGAGACAGAGGUUGACCAUUUGCAAGAAGGAACAAGGGGCCAGUGACAUUUCCUCGUACGGAGAGGUAUGCCAGCAAUGCGUGAACUGCGCAGAGGGGUGCCCUUCCCAAACCAACAUGGAUGUGGCAGCCUUGACGGAACGGAUCCGUUUUCGACGCUUUUAUCCUAACACGGAGGCAGGUUGGCGACUGGAGCGAAUCCACUGCGAUGUCAGCCACUGAAAGAUGAAUAGCAGGAGAAAAGCUGGCUAAAUUGGGGACUGUAAAUUCAGUAGCAUGGAGAAAACCGAAAUAACCCAGCAUGCAGGCUGCCCAAAAAGUGCAAUAAUUUAAAAUCUUGAGGUCCAACGCCCGAUGAAUGACCAAGAGAAGGCUGUUAGUAAUCGUAAGGCGCAGCCAGGGAGCCCUGGGAACGCUUGACCCCUCUCAACACUCGUUGAAGCCGCAGGUAAUUAAGCAAAGGGUCAGGAAAACCUUGCUCAAUGUGCAAACUGCAGAUAAAUAGACUUUAAUUGAAGAAUGCUCAAUCGAAUCUGCAAGAAAUGAAACAAACAAACAUUAAGUCCACUCGUCUGCAGGGAAAGACGAGCCACUGGAGUGGAGCUUUCCAGCUUGGCGGCAAAAUUUGACGAACUUGCGUUGCCCGGACGCAUAAGCUUUCCGGGUUGAAGGAACCAGACCCUGGGCCAAGAAAUGCAAGCACCAUUUUUCUAGGGAGGAGGUGUUAAGCUGUCCAGCAGGAGCUGAGGAAUCAGACAAGGGAACGAAUGAGCCUCCGGGGCCAGCUGCCUGAACUCCUGCCAACGGAAACGAGAGAUAGCAUCAGCAAUUUUGUUCUCAACUGCAGGAACAUGAGCAGCAGUGAGAGUAAAACCCCAGCGCACGAGAGCAGAAGAUCAUGGAGAAGGUGCAUUAAAGCUGGAACCUUCGAAGUCCUGGUUUUGAGAAUUGCGACUACAGCCUCGUUAUCUGAGUGAAAAAGGACAUGCUUCCUGGAUCACAAAUAUCCCCAAAGAUGAGCAGCAAUCAGCACAGGAAAGAGUUCUUGGUAUCCAAUAGAUUGCCUGGCCUGCACCAUUGACCAGGCACCAUAAAACCACUGGCCUUGAGAAUAGGCGCCAAAGCCAAUCGCACCUGCUGCAUCCGAAGUGACCUCCAGAUCUGUGGCAGCAGACAUCACAGGGUACAACCAGAGCCCAACUCCAUCCCAAGAAGCUAGAAACUGCAGCCACCACUGAGGGUCAAGACGAAAUUCCUGGUUAAUCCAAACAGGAUGGCCAUUGUUACGGAAGCAGCACAGUAAAUCAAUAAACCGACGGAGAAAGGCUCUCCCUGGCCAAACUACUUUAGCAGCAUGGUGUAAAUGGCCAAUAAGGGACUCCAAUUCCUGCUUUCUGCACCAGCGAUGGGGCAUCCAUGAAUGAAUGAGUUACCUUAGUGCAAGCAAUUUGUCCUCAGGAAGACAGGCCACUUGGUUGACGGAAUCUAAUUCAAUUCCUAAGAUAGUCAUAGAAGUGGCUGGACCCACACAUUUGUUAGUGUGAAGAGGCAACCCCAGCUGAUAGCAAACAGAGAUUACUGUGUUAAGAUUAUAAGCACACUGGAAUGACUGUGGGGGACCUGUGGUAAUAAAGUCAUCCAAAUAAUGUAAGAGAUUGUAAAGGCGGUGCUUAUGGAGAAGGAUCCAUUCAACCAUAUCAGCUAAGUAACAGUUGAUAGGUAUAUACAGAUUUAAGGUUACAGUACCACUCAAAAGUAAUUAAGUUACCACCCUCUCGCAGGAAAUGAAUCGAUCGCAUCGCACACUAUAAAAUAUAUGCAAUUCUUGUCACGCGCUACGAGAAUCGCGUAGCGUACGAUGGCCUAAAAAGUGUACCGGUAAGUACAUUUUGUAUCAUGGCCAAAAUUCUUGACCGAUUUCAAGAAUCGAUGGUGAAGCUUUACCGUGACCAACAUGCGAACAAAUUUGUACCUCUGCGACCACAGGUGGCUCAGACGUAGAGUGGGUCAAUAACAUGGACAAAAAUGGGAUGAGUCGUUGAAUCUACCAUGAACUAAAAUAGUCCAGAAGUCAAAAUAUAACAAAACAAAGCUAACAUACCUUUAACUGUAGGUCUCCUUGUCUUUCCUUGCCAGUUAAAGUGGCAUUUUGUUGAGUUUUGCGCUCGUAGGUACAAGUUUAUAAUCCACUAAAGAAGAAUUAAAGGCCAGCUACAAGAAAAAUGGACCAUCUCCCCAGGAAGCACUAUAAAUUUGAGAAUAAUUGACGAAUCCAUUCCAAAUUGGUAUCGGGUAAUCUGCAGGUAAAGUGUGCUCCGGUUUCUUGCUCGCUGGCUCCCCAAACCCAUCGCAAGUGCACAAUGAUCGCUCGAUGCUCAUCAAUUAAUAAACACUUGACCUUUAUGCUCCGCCAUGGAUGGCCGCAAUGGGCAGGAAUACCACACAAUUUGAAUAUUCAAGCAUAGAGGCCAUGUAUGCAUGACAGUACAGCACUUGCUAUGCACUUGCUAACACAGCUGUGUGUUGUCAUGCAAAAAAAUGCCUGUUCAGCAAAUAUACUGUUGUCUUAUUUGCCCGUUGUGCUUGUAAUUUGUUAAAUUCAAGACAACUUUCUUUCAUAAAUCAAGUGUUCUGUAUAAAAAGUUACAAAGAACAAACUAAGCUAACAUUAUUUUGUGAUCGUAUGCCGAUUGAGUUGAAUUUUUAUCAAUGUUGUUGAUAUCUUGUCAGCUAAAGUUGCCACUAUGUGUAAACUUUAACAAAUGCACUGUUGUCUUAUUUUGCCGCUGUUUUUGUUAAAUUCCAAACAGCUUUCUUUCAUAAAUCAAGUGGUGACUGUAUAAAAAAGCUAUAAAAAAAAUUUAUUAAGGUAACAUUAUAGUUAAUAUUAUUUUGUGAUCGUACGCCAAGUUGGAUUUUACCGUUGUUGUUGAAUGAAAACUACACACAUUAAAAGAGCUGACCAAUUUUUCUGGUGGAAGAACUCAUCGUUAGCGAUUUGCAGUAUUUUUGUUCUUCUCACAUUGGUUUGCUCAUUCAAAAAAUCAAGGAAAGUGGAAGGGUUUUCACGUUCUGGCAAACGAAACAUCAUGAUCAAGUGCAGUGUCAAAUGUCAACGGCAAACAAAGCCGAAAACUAAACAGUGUGCUGAUGACAAGCUAAAAGAAAGCUCCUUGAAAGAAACUUAACGCCAAAACUAACGCCCAUUUUCCUCAGUCUUUAAGGUAACGCUAAGCGAAAUUUUUAAUUGGUUUCUUGCUGGGCAUGUUGUCAGUAAUUUAAACUCAUCACCAAUAGAUGAGCUUUGGCGUUGGUGCCUACAAGUUGGUGGAGCCGGGCAAUGCUCUAGCAUGAGGAGGAGGUAUCCAUGGCAACCCUGCAAGCGGCCCCCACCCAACCGGGAUCUCCUUGGUGCUUGAAAAAGGAGGGGCCAGCGAACAGGAGUGAAAUGGAACCUCCGAUGCAUCGAAAAAAAGACACACUUACCAAAUGAAAGCAGCUGACAGUGAGAGCAACACCAAAAACUGCAGGGCAAGCCCCAAGCAAUAAUAUUUGGUGCUAAACUCGACCGCAGUGUAGAAGGAGCUGUGGAUAACCAAUGGCAAGACACAUGAUGUCAAGCCAGCUGACAGAGAUGCCCGUAAGAGCUUCCGAAGGUGUGCGGAUAUAAAGCUGGUAUGCAUUGCUAGUCCAACGUCCAGGAGCCUGAAUCAGGUGGUCAGGAAUGUCGUUGCGAGCUGCUACCGUGGCUGCCCCAAUGCGGAAGCUGUGGCUGGAAAAAUUGCCCUCAAUCUGCGCGGUAGAGAAAAUUUGCCACAGCCAAUCGGUUAAGAUUGAGCGAGACAGAGGUUGACCAUUUGCAAGAAGGAACAAGGGGCCAGUGACAUUUCCUCGUACGGAGAGGUAUGCCAGCAAUGCGUGAACUGCGCAGAGGGGUGCCCUUCCCAAACCAACAUGGAUGUGGCAGCCUUGACGGAACGGAUCCGUUUUCGACGCUUUUAUCCUAACACGGAGGCAGGUUGGCGACUGGAGCGAAUCCACUGCGAUGUCAGCCACUGAAAGAUGAAUAGCAGGAGAAAAGCUGGCUAAAUUGGGGACUGUAAAUUCAGUAGCAUGGAGAAAACCGAAAUAACCCAGCAUGCAGGCUGCCCAAAAAGUGCAAUAAUUUAAAAUCUUGAGGUCCAACGCCCGAUGAAUGACCAAGAGAAGGCUGUUAGUAAUCGUAAGGCGCAGCCAGGGAGCCCUGGGAACGCUUGACCCCUCUCAACACUCGUUGAAGCCGCAGGUAAUUAAGCAAAGGGUCAGGAAAACCUUGCUCAAUGUGCAAACUGCAGAUAAAUAGACUUUAAUUGAAGAAUGCUCAAUCGAAUCUGCAAGAAAUGAAACAAACAAACAUUAAGUCCACUCGUCUGCAGGGAAAGACGAGCCACUGGAGUGGAGCUUUCCAGCUUGGCGGCAAAAUUUGACGAACUUGCGUUGCCCGGACGCAUAAGCUUUCCGGGUUGAAGGAACCAGACCCUGGGCCAAGAAAUGCAAGCACCAUUUUUCUAGGGAGGAGGUGUUAAGCUGUCCAGCAGGAGCUGAGGAAUCAGACAAGGGAACGAAUGAGCCUCCGGGGCCAGCUGCCUGAACUCCUGCCAACGGAAACGAGAGAUAGCAUCAGCAAUUUUGUUCUCAACUGCAGGAACAUGAGCAGCAGUGAGAGUAAAACCCCAGCGCCUUGAGAGCAGAAGAUCAUGGAGAAGGUGCAUUAAAGCUGGAACCUUCGAAGUCCUGGUUUUGAGAAUUGCGACUACAGCCUCGUUAUCUGAGUGAAAAAGGACAUGCUUCCUGGAUCACAAAUAUCCCCAAAGAUGAGCAGCAAUCAGCACAGGAAAGAGUUCUUGGUAUCCAAUAGAUUGCCUGGCCUGCAACAUUGACCAGGCACCAUAAAACCACUGGCCUUGAGAAUAGGCGCCAAAGCCAAUCGCACCUGCUGCAUCCGAAGUGACCUCCAGAUCUGUGGCAGCAGACAUCACAGGGUACAACCAGAGCCCAACUCCAUCCCAAGAAGCUAGAAACUGCAGCCACCACUGAGGGUCAAGACGAAAUUCCUGGUUAAUCCAAACAGGAUGGCCAUUGUUACGGAAGCAGCACAGUAAAUCAAUAAACCGACGGAGAAAGGCUCUCCCUGGCCAAACUACUUUAGCAGCAUGGUGUAAAUGGCCAAUAAGGGACUCCAAUUCCUGCUUUCUGCACCAGCGAUGGGGCAUCCAUGAAUGAAUGAGUUACCUUAGUGCAAGCAAUUUGUCCUCAGGAAGACAGGCCACUUGGUUGACGGAAUCUAAUUCAAUUCCUAAGAUAGUCAUAGAAGUGGCUGGACCCACACAUUUGUUAGUGUGAAGAGGCAACCCCAGCUGAUAGCAAACAGAGAUUACUGUGUUAAGAUUAUAAGCACACUGGAAUGACUGUGGGGGACCUGUGGUAAUAAAGUCAUCCAAAUAAUGUAAGAGAUUGUAAAGGCGGUGCUUAUGGAGAAGGAUCCAUUCAACCAUAUCAGCUACGGAAUUGAAAAUAAGUGCAGAGUAAAGUGCAGAACGGAGACCGAAAGGAAGCGAGAGGUCAGUGUAGAACUGACCAUGCCACCUCAUGCUCAGUAAGAAGCGGUCAUCUGGAUGAACUGGGAUGUUCCGAUAAGCGGAUUCCACAUCAAAUUUUGCCAUAAGGGCACCUGGGCCAUGAUGGGAGACCAUGCGAAUAACUUGAUCAACCUUAAUAUACUGGAGAGAAAAAUCCUGAGGAUCAAUGCCGUCGUUCACACUAGCACCCCCUGGGGAAGACAAAUCGACUAUCAAGCAGUGCACCAUUUGCCCGGCUGGCCCUUCUUAGGAAUGACCCCAAAACUACUAAUAUGCAAACGAUGAAAAGUGGAGGAGGAGAAGGGGCCUGCACCCCUGCCCAGAGAGACUUCAUAAGCCAGAUACGCAUCGACAAUGUGGGCAUGGUGAGGAGCAGAGGGCUUGUUUCUUUUAGCUGGCUUAAGCUUGUGAGCUGAGUGGAAGCCUAACUGAAAGCCAUGCUGGAGACCCUGGAGGACCUAAGAAACUUGUUGCUGGUCGGGACGACUGGCCAAUUCCUUUGAAAACUCCUCCACCUUAAGGGGACUAACUGCUGAUACAGGAGGGAGAACUGGAUGAGCUGGGAAGAAAAAAGGCUAUUUUAAAAUAAGGCCGAGCCAGGCUAGGAAGGGAGGGGGGCAAACCAAAGAGAGAACUUUUGGACAACAAACCACGGACUAAAACAACUUGACAACUUUAUUGCAGCAAAUACAGCCCGACCUAGCCACUGUUGACAAAAAUUAGGUAACACAACUUAAGAAGUAAUUCGAUGACUAAAGGACAGGAAACACGGAGAAAAAACUAAAGGCAAUCAACGCAGAUAAAACCAAGGCAGAAAAACAAUCAGGAAAACAAAAAGGUGCAUCAAUUAACGCCUGGUUUUCGAGGUGGACGAGGGCAUGGAGGGAGGAGAAGCAGAUCUGCGUUUGCGAUUGUGUGAAGACGUUUUGUCAAAACGAUGGGAGCAUUCUGACGCACGGUGGAAACCUGCACAGGUGCUGCAGCAAUGGGCAAACCGACACGAAGCAAAUUGUGCUGAACAGUGGCCCCUGUUCCACGACCAGCAAAUGACCUGGGAGGAGUCAGCUACGGAUGUUUCGGGUAGCUCGCUCAAGGAACAACCAGACCCAGAAUGCACAGAGGCCCCAGCAGCGUGAAAAUUGUGAAGCUGAACGUUCAUGGUCGACCAGUCCACGAGCUUCAUCGCCGCAGCGUGCUGGCGGAAGGCCUGAUCGUAUGCCAGCCAAACACGACCACUGAACUGGCGGUACGUGCGCAGGAUGAGAAGCUUGUAAGAAGUUAAAUCUUUCCAGCGGUGUGGAAAAUACGACGUCAGAAUCAGCAUGAAAAUUGUAAAGGCUUCGGACCAGGUCACAAUGUCCUCGAUGUGUCAGCGUUGCUUUUUAGCGCUUGGCAAAAACACUAACUGCCCGUCCAGGAAUGCUUGCGACUCCGGCUCAGUCUGAACAAUGUUGACCGACAGCAAAUCCCCCAAAUCCACGUACCUGCCGGCAACAAUUUGGCUAACUGUUUUCUCCGGAACUGGUGAAAAACCGGGGCCAACUACAAACUUCUGUUGGAGUAGCGGUCCCGAUGGCAGGUUUGCAGCCAAGGUGCUGUCACUGAGUGGCCCUAGCACAGAAGCGCCCGCCGUGAUUGACGUGCUUAAAAUUGGCAAGCGCAGGGUUGUAAAGGUGGCAACAAAGCAUGGCACAGUAAAAUUAGGCCUACCUUGCGUGGCUGAAGGUGAAGAUAUCGCCUGUUGCUCCACAAAGGCGCCUCCAGAAGCUAAAAAGGUCGCUGUUUGCUGUGACAAGCUGGGUGAUGGGGCGGGAACGUCCCCAGAAGCUGCUUGUGGCUCCACGCUAUCUGAAUUUCCACGCAAAUUGCUCGAGCUAGAGCCAGGACCUUUUUCUGCCGCUAACGAGGCCUUCACAGCAUCGACGAUUGCAGCGAUUAGAGUGGAAUUGUGGACACCAGCAGCAACAACUGGAGCAGAAACUGUUGAAGAUGUUUGUGGCGCCGAGUUUGCCAGACCAGACGACUCGGCGUGCAAAAGGGUAUCUGAUGACGAGUUCUCCCCAUCCAAACCAGCUGCCAAACUAUUGUUGGUUCGACGAGCAGUCAUUGUACAAGCAGAAACAGCAAGCAAGCAAAACCAAAGCACAGCUAUUGCAAUAACACUUUGCGAAGAACUGCAAGCAAGCAACUGCAAGGCGUCACGAGGUGCCCCUGCUAGAGGCAUCUGGCCACCUCUACUGUAGCUGGGGAAACAGCUGACCAGCAUUGCUUCGAGGUUAACUUUGCCUAAAUUACAUUUAGCCACAUUUAUGCCAAAAAAUGGCGGCUUCAUUGAUUCUUGCAGGAUGCGAUUCCCUUAGCACAGGAAACAAGAUGCAACUGGUACACUGUAACUCACUUUUGAGCGGUACUGUAUUUUGCUUUGAAUCUAACAACAGUUAAUUUUUAAUAGCUUUUAUUGGAAAUUGUAGACUCUAGAAAUAGCAUAAUAUUUGCUCCAGAAAUUUUGUGUAAUUUACACAUAUUUUUUUGCACACUAUGAGAAGGACUGUAAAAUAAUGAGAAAAUUGAGGACACUUUCCUUUGAACAAAAACUUCCAGAAAUUAUUAUUUUUGGAAGUCGAAUGGAAUUUUUCAGUCAGUUCAGCGUGAUCAAAGUGGACCUUUUUAGAGUUUGUCUGCUUUGAUCAGUUUGUAAAGACCCAGUGUAAGUGAUAAUUAAUUGUUUGCUGCAUGGGUGAAUCCUGAGGCUUUACUUUAUUAAAACUGACCUUAAGCCUUUCCUGCCUGGUACAAUAAUCAUGGCCAGUCAUCACUACCUUUAAGUAACCGAUAAAAGGGUUUGGAUGGAAUAACCAUAUUUAUGUGGUCAUAACCAUAUCUGUGAAAUGGCUAUUUUAUACUAAGAGCAAUGUUUCUUUUUAGUGUGCAGUGUACAGAUUAUAGAAGCCAUUUUUUUAAAGAAUGUUGACUGGCAAGAAUGGGCAAACUUAUUUUCUGUGUAAAUAGUAGUUUUGGUACAGUUAAACAAAGUCAAAUGAAUUAGUUAGUUCAGUCCAAUCUGCAAAGUUACGUUCAUAUAUUUAUGGGACUUAGGUACCAUGGGAUCCAGAUCUAGAUCUUGAUGUAAGGGUAGGCCAGUUGUGCAGACCUUGCUCUUUUGACUUAGGUAGUGUAGAGUCUCAGGGUGUGCUGCCCCACCUGGCCCUCUGCCCAGGACCUGCAACUGUGUACAUGAUGAGAUAACCCUUUUACAUUUCACUGUACAUGAGGUUGAAACUUCAGAAAAUUGAGGAAACAGUCUACAUUGUAGGUGGCAAUAUUAAAUGUGCCACAGAUGAUAAAAAAAAACAAGUGUUACUAGGGUGAUAAUGCAUGUAUUGCUGGUGAUUUCCCUGGAUUCUGGGCUCAACUCCAACUGGUUGUACCCUCAUUUAAGGACUAAUUUACUGAAGACCUUAGAACCAUUCAUGGUAUGUAACACCUUGUCAACUGUGGGUAUUGGAUAGUUUGCUUGAUUGGCCUGUCUCGUGUUCACACAUAGGCAGAUUUCCCGCUAGUUGUUUUUUUGGACGAUCACAACAGGGUUAACCCAAGGAGUGGAACCCUCCACUGGUUCAAUCAUUCCCAGGUCCAGCAGUUCUGUGGUCAUAUCUUGAUCUUUCCCCUCAUAUUGAAUGCUAUCCUUCUAUAAGGCUGUGCUAUAGGUUUCACAGUGGGGUCUUUAUCCAGGGAUACUCAAGUAGUUUAAGGCCUGGGAGUUAUUUCUAAGUGUUCUCCUUCUGUAUUACUGAUUGCAUAGUCAUACUAGCGCCCAGGGUUACUGACAUUGGCUUUUCUCCCAACCUGAUGAGCUUAUCACUUUGUAUCGCAGACUUUUUCAAAAUGAUCUUUCCCACGACACAUUCUACAUGUCUUGCCUCUUGCUGGGCACUGGGGAUCAUGAGCAAGUUAAAUGUCCAGUCAAACCAGAUCUAUAACAUAUCUUAUCUCUCCCUUGGAAUCACCCUUGUGUGCUAGUGCUCGGAUUGUUACCUCGCUCAAUGGAUACUUUCUGAUUCUUCUCCUUCUACUAAAAGUGCAGCCAGUUGGGUUCCUAUCUUUUCUCACUGUAAGGCAAUCUGUAGGGUAUGUGUUAUUGCUUCAGUCCUUGGCCUUCUUCAAGCAAUUUUCGUUUGAUGUAAGUGAAAGCCAUUUAUUCAAAUGUGCAUCUCUUACCCGGUUGUCGGUAUGACAGUGCCAAAAUCACAGUCUUUAGCUGAUUUCCUUAAGCAAGUGAUGAACUGUUGAACAGUUUCAUCUGGGUUUUGCAUGAUCCAAUAAAAGGUCUGGCGGGCGAAUGCUGAGUUUAGCUGUGGCACAAAAUAGGCAUUGAGAGCUCUGAAAGCAGUAGCGCAUAAUCUGUAGCAUUCCCCGGUUCCAGUUAAGGUGGUAAAUCUCUCCUGCACAUCCGGCCCAGCCAGGUGAAGUAGCAUUGCUCUGUGCCUUUGCUGCAUCUAAAAUAAGCCCUUUCUCAUUGGCGUUCAGUUUGAAUGAAGUUAACCAUCGUGUCCAUUGGGGGCCAAUCGUUGAUGGGUUAAGAAAACAAUUGAAUUUUGGUAACACGUUCUUGUCCAUCCUUGUCGCCAAGGCAGUUAUGCUGAUAAGAGUAAUAAAGUAUCCGAACAAACAGAUUUAAUUCAAGUACCUAUUUCAUUGCGACCAUAACUUGCCUGCCACUAUCAAAAGCUCAUGGUAAAUCAAUCCCAGCAUACUUAGCAGCCUAUUAUAUUACACCUAUCUAGAUCUGCUGCCAAAUUUGUUGGACUAGAUAAUACCUUUGUGCCUGCCUGUUGAAGGAUGCUUCUGAUGUCCUCAUCCCGAUUCUAACUGGCUUGAUAAACAAAUCUUUCACCUGGGGUGUGGGAGUCAGAAAAAGUCACUGCAUUAUUUAAAGACGGAUAUAAGUUAUUGAAAGAUAAUAAUCGACCGAUAUCGAUCUUACCAACUAUAUUAAGCAAGGUGAUAGAGAGAUCAGCACAUGUUUAGUUAAUAUGGAAGAAAACAGACUGUCUUUACGAUCACAGUUUGGCUUUUGACUGAAGUGCUCAACUGUCACUGCCUAAAUCGCUUUUACAGAUCAAAUCCUAGAAGGUAUAGACAAAGGAUUCAUGACAGAAGCAGCCAAAAAAACUCUGAGACAACACUCUAUUACCGUUAAUCACUUUAUUCCUUUUCGGUUCUUUUUUUUUAAUCCAACUGAUCAACUUUCACAUGAGAGAGAGCUCUUUGAAACAAACCCUAAGAAAUAAGUAUAAUCAGUGGCUUUACAAUGUAACUAAUGUAACUCUGUCUCACUUAGAUCAAUAAGAGGAAAUGUUGCUAAAUUCAAGUAUCUCAGGCCGGUGACCAUAAACCAGUAUCUCACGUGGUAUGACCACAUUGGCCAAUUUCAAAGUAAAAUAGGAAAGAGGCUAGGUGUCUUAGGAAGAAUCAAACAUCUGCUCACAGUUUAUGGAAGGAUGUCAACAAUGAUCAUCCAUCCCUUUUUCUUCAAUGUGCAAGUAUCUUAUGGGGUGAGAAAAACAACAAAGUUUUAAUGGAUUUUAUCCAAGUUCUUCAGAGUAAAGCAGCCGAGAUAGUUCUGGAUAGAGCGCUAGAUUAUAUUAAGCAGAAGACAAAAGCAAUGCUGUCUUUUUUUGCAUGACCGGUAAUUCUAAUAAUGACAGUGACAGUAUGUAACAGUACGAUUAUCUGUGGCUUAGCCCAUCACAUUCAUAACACUCUCUCAAGGGUUAGACCAAAUACUAACUCAGGGAUUGCUUAAAUCCCUAAAUAGUGAAUUACCAGAUUGGAGUGCCCUCCCUGUGGAGAAAAGAAACCUCCCCAGUAAUGCUUUAAGAAUAUCAUUAGUCAUUAACAGGUUUAAAUCUCAAUAGUACCUUCUAGGUCUUUUUAUUCUAGUUUUCUUAGGUGUGAAAUUUUUCUUAGUUCAAUUUCAUAUAUUUAAUAUUAGCUUUUUGCCAUAAUUAGUGUUUAAACAAUUUCUUUUACGUGCACAGUGCCCUAUUCAAAACCACUAAGUAUGACAUAGGCCAUCUGUAUAAAGAACUAUCUUUUUCUCGUUAUUAUAUUGUUCAAUAGUGAUUCAGCUGACCGGCGGCCUGCAGUGUCAUCUUACAAAAGUAGUGUAUCUAAAAGGUCACAGUUUCUUGUAUAUGUGGUUGUGUAUAUAAAGUCUAUUGCAAAAAAUUGCCACUCAGCUAAUCAAAAGUGAAAUAAUUCAAUUGUCCUUGUUUUUUAUUUGCAGCUAACUAAGGGCAUGCCUUAUUUUGUUGACUUUGAGAGGAGCAAAGGAAACUACAUCGUUGAUGCCGAUGGCAACAUCUUAUUAGAUGUCUUCCAGCAGAUUGCCUCUAUUCCUCUAGGUUUGUUUAGAAUAAAACUGCAGUCAACUCUUUCUUCUUAACCGAUUCCAUUAUAAAAUGGAUAGCUUCCUUAAACAGACACAUACCUUGCAUUUGCCACGGAGUCUCUAUAAGGUAAACAAUAAAACCUUGUUCUGUGCUUGACAAAAUUUGUUGAUACACUGCUACAACCAAUAUCAAAAUCACAGAAAUCAUACCUUUCACUGAAAAGACGAAUGUGAAAAACCGACCAUUUCUUGUUUCAAAGGACGUUAUGAGUCUUGAUACAAAUAUACAGCAAAACGAGGGUAUAUUGAAAUUAUCUGUCUCAAAGCAUAUGAAAAUUUCAACAAAGACAACCCAUUCCUACACAUUACUUGCCGGAAAUCCUUAGAUUAAUCCUCGAAGAAAAUUUCUUCCACCUCAGUGGAAAGCACUACCUACAAAACCAUGGAACUGCAAUGGGCACAAAGACAGCAGUUUUGACUCCUUUGCCAAUAUUUUUAUGUCAUAUAUUGAAACAACAACUCUAAGCAAAACUGUCUUUAUAACAACAGUUUGGAAAUGCCACAUACACGAUAUCUUUUCCCUAUGGGACAUGAGUAAACCAGACAUCGAAGCCUUCAUUGAACAAGCAAGCUUACAUCACCCAACUAUUGAAUUCACGGCCGAAACAUUUGACACUGAGACUGCGUUUUUAGACAUGGUUGUAUACAAAGGCACAAGAUUAAAGGAAAAAUCUAUCCUUGAUGCAAAGACACAUUUUAAACAAACGGAAAGCUUCUUGCACACACAUUUCACCUUGUGUCACCCUUCAAAUGUUAAAAAAGAAUUUGUCAAAAGAGAAGCCUUAAGAAUCCUACGAAAAAACUCCUCAGAAACAACCUUUGAGGAAAAUAAUUCAAAUUUAAAAAAAAAAAAAAAACGCUUGACGGACGGAGCCUACCCACAAUCUUUCAGGGGCACCCAACGUCAAUUUUCGGAAAAUAUCUGUCCGAAAGACGAUUUGAGAUCUAGAAUUUUCUGAACAUUACAACAAAUUUUGUUGUAAAAUUUCUUGCUUGUCUGCCCCUCCUAGGAUGUUCGAACAUCUAAAAAAAUGGUAUAAUUGCCCAUUUUUAACGGAUUUUUACCCUAAAAAGGUCACCUAGAAUUUUUGGGAGCGUUUUUUUCUGACUGAAAUUUUCGAAAAGGUAAGUUUUGAUCACUAUGAUUUUCGUAUCACUAGACUUUCAGCUAGCAGAUCCGAGCAGAUGAAAAAUUUUUUGGGGAUAAAAGUACGCCUAUAUCUACUGUUUAAAUACUAAGAUACGUUUAACAAUGCUAUGUUUAAGUGGUUUUGAACUAUAUUCUCGUUGUGUGCCUACUAUCAGAAAUAAAAGUCACAAAAGGGAGUCUAAACUCCUGAAACAAAACAACAAGGAGGAAAAAGAAAUAUUGCCACUCGUGACACAAUACCAGCCCUCAGGGUCUACUAUAAAGGAAGCUUGAAUGAAAAAAUGGAAUCUUAUACAAAACCAACUAUAACUUCAAUAAAUUUUUAAAGAACCACCAAUCAUUUCCUUACAAAAAAGGAAAAUCGUUAAAGAACAUGCUCGUUAGAGCCGAAAAAAAAGGUUAACAGAGGGUUCCACGCCCGUAUAGAUGUGCGGCCUGUCAACCUUUGUAUUUUCUCGCACAGCAGGUUUGUGAGUAUUUUAGCAGUAAUUCCAGCUGGCUGUGUUUUAUAUAACAAGUGUAGUCAACUGUCUUGUUAGUAGUAAGUAAAAAAUAGGGUGACCCACCCCCUAAGGGUAGAUGAAAAUUGCACGACCCACCCCUUGCAUAAGGCUCAAAACCUCAUGACCCACCCCUCUCUGCUCCGGCCCCCCCCCUGUACUUUUUGACCAGUCCCUUAGCAACGACGACGAAUUGGACGACGACGACGAGUAGACUUGCUGAGGGACUAGAACGAGGACGUCAUUCACGGCGGGAAAACUAAAAUGUUAAGGGCGCACUUGAACGUGGACGAGGACAUGUAAACAAAACAGUGCUCAUUUAUCGUGAAAAUCGAGGAACAGUCCAAUAAUUUUAUCAUGUCUUCUUUUCACGAAGUCCAAGAUCAACUUCUUUUGAGUUAUGAGGACGGUAUUCUAGAUGAAGAUGAGUUUUUCCUACAACAUGAGCAAUUUAUGCCGAAAAAUCCCAAUUUCUCGUACGAGGAAUACGACAGGUUUUCCCUCGAUGAGGUGAACGAUGCCGAGUGCUUGGCAGAAUUUUAAUUUAGAAAGCACGACUUGCAGAUUCUCUCAGAGGUUCUUCAAACACCUGAUAGCUUCAGAUGCUAUCAAAGAAGUGUUGUUGACGGAAUGAAAGGUCUCUGCAUUCUUCUUAGAAGAUUAAGUUACCCCUGCAGAUACAGUGACAUGAUUUCUCGAUUCGGACUGCCAGUACCAGUUCUCAGUGUGGUCAGUAAUGACGUCUUGGAUUUUAUAUAUAACACUCACAGACAUCUCAUAACACAGUGGAACCACAAUGUGCUUUAUCAGGCUUACUCUGGGACCUAAAGUCGCCUAAAAUCGCCUUAAGUCGCCUUUAGUUUCCUUAAGUCACUAAAUCAUUCAAAUCUUAACGAGGUUCAAAUUGUCUUGUAGUUAUUACUUUUUUAGUUUUCUAUUUCCAGAAUGCAUGAUUUCUCAUAAAGUGUGUAAUAGCCCGUGUUCAAUAAUAUUAGCCACAGACCCUCCCCACCCCCCACAAAAAAACUCCCACGGUGACUUAAGACCCAUUUAUUUCUUAUCCAGUCACUUGUACUGGUAUUUUAUUGAUUUUAUCCGGGAGGUUUGUCUCAUAUUUCUGAGUAAAAAUACUGUUUAAAAAGGCAUUCAAAGGUUCAAGUUCUAGCUAAAUUAUAUUAAACAGUGUGCAAAGAGAGUAGACAGAGUAGUGUCCAGGCAAUAGCCCUGGGGUACUGGAUUUUAUGAUUGGGCUAGUGAACUGCGUUUUUAACUUGCCUGGCUGGCAAGUAAAGUUUUUUAGGGAAUUCAGAUUACAGAAGAACUGUAAUCAGUCCCAUUCAUAAAAAAAAUUGGGGUCAGUCAAAAUGGCUUUCAGGCUAGUGUAUGUCAGUCAUGUUAGUCAUAUUUCUGAGUAAAAAUAUUGUUUAAAAAGGCAUUCAAAGGUUCAAGUUCUCGCUAAAUUAUAUUAAACGGUGUGCAAAGAGAGUAGACAGAGUAGUGUCCAGGCAAUAGCCCUGGGGUACUGGAUUUUAUGAUUGGGCUAGUGAACUGCGUUUUUAUCUUGCCUGGCUGGCAAGUAAAGUUUUUUAGGGAAUUCAGAUUACAGAAGAACUGUAAUCAGUCCCAUUCAUAAAAAAAAUUGGGGUCAGUCAAAAUGGCUUUCAGGCUAGUGUAUGCUAGGCAAGCUGUAAAGCUGACUUUCUUUGCACCCUGAACAAAAUAUAGGUAAAACUCUUUUCUACUGCUUUGUGAGAGUCCAACAUUGAAAGACAUUUCAAGUAACUAAGAUCAAUACAGGUAGGUUGAAGGGAGAAAAAAAAACAAUUAUUGCCGCCACAACAUUAAUCUAAAUUUUCUGGUAGUUAAUACAAGUCUAAAGGUCAAUCGAAAAAAGUGUCCAUGUAAAUUACCGACCCAGAUUUUAAGAGCCACUAAUGAUAAGUUUUUUCUCCAGCACACAACCUCUGAUCUGUAUUUACCGUCGAAUUAUAUCCAUCUACCUUUGACAGAAACACAAUCACUCUUAUAAACUUGAACACUUAGCUUAGCUUGUACAGUCGUCUCUUUAGGUCUUCCCUUCCAGACGGAAAUUCAGGCUUUGUACAUCGAAGGUGCGUAAUACUGCUCUUUGUUUAUGUUGUCGUGAUUGCACCCUGUCAAACGAUUUGAUGUAAUCGAUCAUUAUUGAUGAAGAACGUAGAAAAGCGAAAUAAUACUGUUCUUUCCUCCACCUUAUGGCCGCCCAGAAAGUAGUGUGUUUUGAUCACGUGACUAACUGGACUGGAGGCGGGGAGAGGGUGGGACCGAGAAACAAUGGAAAUUAGCUUGCGACUGCAGUGGAAUUCUGGGAGAAGCAAAAUGGCGGAUAGAAUGUUGUACCUCGCGUUUUCGUAAUCACUUUGUUAGUUCUCGAUUUCAUCUUCUUAACUUGAAUGUUUUGCUGACAAGAUGCAGAUCCCACAAAGCCCGAAUUUUUGACUGUUUGCAAAGUUUUCAUGUUUCAAAAUCAUAGUAAGAUUCAAUAUUGUGGAAAAAUUACAAACUAAGGAAUAUCUAACUUUCAUUUCAAAAGCCAAACAUAAAUUCUCUUCCUAAACAAGAUGAAAAUACAUUAAUUUUUACUCACGUUCUCGCGGCGUUCGGCCUGGACGGCAAAGAUGGCGUUUUUCACGUUCUGAACACGUGGACGACGAGUGACGCAUGCGCAGUAGCACGCUAAGCGGUAUUUUCACUUCCGGUCGUCGUCCUCAGGGCUUCUCGUCGACCUUGCUUAAGGUCCCUAUUGAGCGGGUCCAAAUAGACGUGAUUAAAUUUCAAAGAACGGAAAUUCAUUUUUUUACCGACGUUUUCACUGCCGUCGUCGUCGUCCUUGCUUAAGGUCCCUAUUAGCAAGUAUUAGACGUUAAGAAGAAGCAAUGCAAUUUGAAAUCAAGGAUCAUUGUCAAAAGCAAGUGUACUGUUUCUGAACGCGAAAUAUUCCUUGAAGAAAAGACAAAAUAACUAGCAGCCAGCCGCUUGUAAAAGGUUUCGUAUUUCGUGCAUGAUAACUUUUGCUUUUGGUUUUCACGUUGUGUCAGUAUUCAAUAUUCGUUACUUUAAAUGAGUGUGCUAGGCUACUAGCCUUUAGAAAAUCUCAAUCUUUAAUCUUAAAGUGAAAUUUUGCCCCCGAUGGGACAUUAUCAUGGGACUCGGGGAUUUUCUCUCAAUAGCUCAUUGUCUCUGGUCUUAAACUACAGAACAUUAACAGUCUUCAAAAGUAGGUUGAGUUUGAUCGUCCGGGUGAAUGUAGUCCUGAAUAGGACUGUUGUUGUUGACAGUGACUGAGGUUUCGACAACCUGUGCGGUGGUCAUCUUCAGAGUCAAAGUGAUUUGUAUCACGUCAGUUGAUGGUACUAUACUCUGGUGUAUUGAUAUGCUUGGUCAAUGACGUGGCGAUGUUAUUGGUCGUCUGUCAGUUAAGUCGUGAUGUUAUUGGCUAUGAAGACUCGUAAUCAAUAAUUGGUGCGUUUCGAUCCGUCUAUCGUCACAGUCAAACGAACAGUCGUCUAUUGUUAGUAAAAUUGUCAGUUGUUCUCUCGUAGUUAGUUUUGCUUAACCUCGUUAAUAAGUCGUUUUUACGGUGCUGGUAACUGUUGGCUACGAUUCAGUGGCGUUUGUCCUAAGUUAGUAAACCAGCUUUUAAAUCAGGACGAUCCUGAAACUCAACCUACUCUUGGGUUCAAACCUUUCACAUUAACAGUCUUUUUUGAAUGCAGGUAUAAUUUGAUAAAAUAAUCUUUGUCACUUUGGCGUAGGUACGAAGUUUCCCACCAGAAACUGUUACUUGUCUGAACGGAUUAAUUUAGGUUUCUGGGAAACUGCCCACCUACCCCUCCCCUAAGCUAACAUUAACACUUACUUCUCACUUGGGCAAAAUGAUGGCAUAGGGGAGGAGUCGGUGGGCAGUUUCCCAGAAACCUAAAUUGAUCCGUCUGAACCUUAAGAUUAAAAAUUAUAAAUAUGCAGAGGCUCAAAAGUCUGUUUUAUCCACCUCACAGAAAAUUUGGCUACCCUUAAUGGAAACCCAGAACAUUUGUGCCAUAUAUUGAAGACUUCUUCACAAACUGGGAGGCAGAGUUGUUCUGUUUUAAAAAAUCCAAUUGUUUUCAUUUUGAUUACAGGUUAUAACCACCCUGCUUUAGUAAGAGCUUUACAAGAUCCAAAGAAUGUGGUAAGAUAUAUAUGUAUAUAUAUAUGAAUUGUGUAUUUUAAGGUUCAGUGCAAUCCAACCCUCACAACAUGAUUAUAAUUCUUACGUGAGUUAUUAUUUUAAUUAUAUAGCUGUUAGUUAAUCCGACAUUGUCAGCAAAGCUAUUAUCCUUUAAUUUAUACGAACUGUCCAAUUAAAGAUUAAUUUGGAUAGUUUCAGAUGGGGCUUUACUUUACAAACAGGCAAACUGUCCAAUUUAAGAAAAAUAGGACGGCUGGUCUGAGCCAAUCAAAUGCCAGAAAAUACAAUAGACAAUGCAAACUAGAUAAUCAGCGCAAAGUUCCUGUGACAACGCGCCAAAGAAAGUUUCGUUGGCUGACGGCGGUUCGUCGGCAGCACUCUUGGCUUCUUGUCUGGGCCAUUUAAAAGGAAAAUGUAUGACCAAACUGAUAAAAGUUUGUAUCGGAAACAAUCAACGAAUAGAUUCUUGAUGUACAAGCACUGAAAUUUUGGACAAGAGUAAGAAAACAAUGAUACUUCUGUUUAGAUGUUGGCAUUACAAAAACAAACGGACAAAGUCUGCGGAAAUCGUUUGAGGUAAUGAAUGGAAUGAAAUGUUCACGAUUUUCAAUAGUUUUUGUAUUUGAGGUUAUUCCUUAGUAAAAUAACGUAACAUAGAUUGUAGAUGAAACUUGGUACACUGAUGUAACAAGUCAAGAUUAUGAUAAAAAUGUAAUAAAAAGUGGGGGUCACCAUACUUGUUUUGACGUCACAAUGCUGACAAAUACGGCUAUUUGGGACGCUUUGGCAAAAACCCCGCGCAGCCCAAAACUAGACAAAAAGCAGAGAUUUUUUCCAUGAUGCAUGUGGUAUCGCACAGAAUUUGACUUUAAUAUAUUGUUUAUCCACUUACGUACCAGAAAAAUGCCUUUUAAUGCCCUUAUUUUUACUUUGCGCUCCAAAGUAGAAUUAAAUUGGACACGCGCUAUUCGACCCGUGAUGGCUCAAUCCGUACAAUUUAGUAAAACUGCCAAAAAACUGAACAUAGAUUUGUGCCCAUUUUUUUCUCAUCGAAAGGAAGCACUGUCCUUAUUAAAAUCAUGAAAUAAAAAAUGGGGGUCACUGUACUCGUUUUUGCGGCAGAGCUGCAGAAAAUGCGCACCAAAUACGUUUUCUCCGAUUUUUGAGAGACGACUGGGGCGAGUUUCAAAAUAGAAUGGGAAGAAAGCAUUAAAAAAUCCGUUUUUACCGAAUUUACAUCGAGAUAUCACAUUUAGAACACAAUGUGAUAAAGAAAGCGUUUAAAUGAAAAUCAAAGUGAGUAAGCACAAGUUAAACAUCCACUAUCGAGGUUCACCGUGACGAAGUCGAACUCAGCAACACGCGUACUGCGUACGUUAUGCACAUUCCCAACACAUUGAGUCUCACCUCGUUAAGAAACAACCGCAAGCAAAAAUUCCAAUAGCGUUUCUCUUCAGUCAGAUUCAUUUUAAUAACGUUACUUCACAUGCUCUUUUUUACGGCGGCCAUCUUGUAAUGCACAGUAAGAAAUGCGCAGUGCAAAACCAGGGAGUCUCCUUAAAUUAAGUAUUUGCGUUGUUGCUUUGUCUUCUUUGUACUCGAAAUUGCGGUUUUCACCUGUAGCACCGUAUCAUUCAGAUCAUUGAAGGAGCUUUCAAAAUUUUAAUUGGCAACAACAUGCCAAAGCAUGAAAGAGCAAUACUAGUUCUACGUUUGUUUAUUUGUAAAGAAUAAGUUUAAUCACACCAUAUGAAUAAACCUCUUUUAGAUCUUGUAGGGUGUUUUUGUUUCAACUACAAACGGCUCCACUGUACAAUUUUUUUGCGUCUGUGACACGCUAAAAAAUCUGGAUUAGCUAACCAGCUAUAUAAUUAGUAAGUAAGAGGACUACAUGCUUGUCCAAUUUGGAAAUAAUUGAAUUCAAAAAUUUCCUCUGACUGCCAAAGACUUCCUUUGGCUGUCCUCUGAAUUUUUUUCAUCUAUUUAUUUCCAAAUUGGACAGCAUGCAGUCCUAUAAGUACAGGUAAUCACAUGAUUUCGAGUGCAAUUUGGAAUAAAUAAGCACGAGUAAAUUUUUUGAAAGGCUAACAACGGGCGAGUGCAAUUUGCGGUCUUUGAAAAAACUUACGAGUGCUUAUUUAUUCCAAAUUGCACAAGAAAAAACAUGUGAUUACUUAUUAAUAAUAUUCAUGGAAAAAUUGCGAGAUAGCUUUAAAUCUUUUUAAUAGGGAGUCAACCCGCGUAACUACGUGCAAAAAUAAGUUAUUCAAAUGUUGCAAAUAUCAUCACACGUGCAGUUAAAAGAACAUUUUGCUCGAUGUUUUUAAAGUUUGCAAGGUGCAGAAACGGGCUCAACAGUUCAUGGAAUUGUUCAAUGUGUUUGAAUUAAAGAUUCUGGUUAUUACCUCGAGUUUUCCGCUCUUCCAGAGAAUUUCUUCUUCCUCCUCUGAUACUUGCCGAGCUUUGUUUGGGCGCUUACCACGGCCAGCCAAGCGAAGCUGUUUCGCUUUGUCCUCCAUCACCUCUUUGGACGAACUUAAUUCUCGGUCACGUACAAUGGACAGGGUGCAGCCUUUGUUCUUUAAGUGUCUAUCAAGCGAUGCCAUCAUUAAAGGCUUUCUGGUUCAUAAUCUCCACCUUUUUUGUAUUGUUUACUUCGGCGUAGAAAUGCUCGAGCAAAGUGUUAAGCUCAGCCGGCUCAUAAUUUUCUAUUUCAUCAGUAAUUUCCCUAUCUACGCACCAAUUCUUCCAAAAAGAGAACCAAAAACCAGUGCUCUUGGCAUUGUUUUCGUUUUUAGAGCAGUUUUUCAACUCCUCUACAGUUGGAAAGAAAAUGUGCUGCAAACGCCAACCAUUGCGGUUUUUGCUCGAAACUGGGGCCCGUUUCUCGAAAGCCCCGAUAAUUAACGGGCCUGUAAAGCUGUUGAUGUUUCCAUGCAAGAUAGAGGUUUCAAUAGUUUUGCAUCUAACAUGAUAAAACUAUCAGUUAGUGAAACAAAAUGGAGUAGUUUCCUAGCCAGGACCCGCGCCCUUAUUCUUUAUAUUUCUAAUUGAAUAUUUGGUUUCGGGCCCGAAAAGUUACUGGGACUUUCGAGAAACGGGCCCCUUGGUCCGGAGUGGAUCCAAAUUUUGCGCCACUUAGAUGGCGCAUUUGAUUGGCUCUCAGUGAGUUCCUUUGUUUUUUUUUUAGCCAAUCAGAAUGUCACCUUUUUUUACUCUUUUCUGCCUAAAAAAACUACAUUCCUCUUAGCCAAUCACAAUCGAGGAAUUUUUUCAUGUAUAUUAUUAGAUCGGGAAUCAUCCCGUUUUGAUAAGCUGCAAAUUAAGGUUUAAACGUUCUUCAGUUGACAGGAUACAUACAGAAUACUUCAUGGCAAGCGCGCGGGUACGGUUUUUAUCCACGAGUUGUUGAUGUUUGACGUAUCAGAAAUCGAACGAGUGAGCAGUAAUGGUGUAGACUCGUACAGUUCACUUUCAGCCUACAGUACAUGACCUGAGAUCAGCAGACAUGAGCCUGCAUUCAGCGGCCAGUUCUAGGGUAUGGUCGUUGUUUUUGUGCGGUCCUAGGACCGCGUUUGCCCAGUUGAGUGGGGCGGGACAUCUUCGGGAAUGGUCUGGAGAUCUUUGGAAAUGCUCGGCACGUUAUCGCAAAUGCCUGGGACAUACUCGAAACAUUUUCGGUUGCUAUGGAAACAAAAGUUGUUUAAUGAAUACAGUGAAUCUUAUAUUACGUCAACUAAAUUCAAUUUGCUCCCAUGUAGGACAAGUCCUGUCAUGUAGGACGCAUGGACAGUGUACAUAUUAUUAUUAGGCCGUUACUUACCCUUUAGUCCGUUUGAUCUUAUAUUUGUGAACCAAUGUCAAGUCGCUUACGUGCACAUGUGGAAUCUGAACUUUUGUCCCCUCAUGUAAACAUUAAUACAAGAGCAUGCAUACGCAUUACGAUACAACGGUAAGCACUUGUCAUUGUGUCGCAUAAAUGUGGGAAUGGAAUUCUGCCUCAUCAUAGUUUACGUCGCAAAAGCUGGAUCAGUGUGCGGUAAGCAUUCGUUCAUGGCGGAUCUCGGUAGGUAGGUGAGUGAGAGGCUGACUUAAGCGGGCAAGAGUAUGAAAAUGAAUUGCGAGAUGUCGACAGCGAAGAAACAAGUGAUCUUGACACCACCGGUAUCGGUACUAUAGAUCCUAACCUUAUGUGGCAAGCCAUUCAAGGCCUUGAAAAGAAGAGUGACCUUUGGGCGGGAACGCUUAAUAAACGCAUCACCGAUGCUUCACUUAAGCUGAAAAUACCGGAAACAGCUGUGGCAGAGCAUAGUUAAUAGAGGGAAUGGUUAUGAAACCCGACAAAGUUCUUUGUUGUAUGUUUUUGUUCUCUUUUUUGGCCUUGACCCUGCACAAAACACAAUAGUUGUUUACUCCGUAUUGAGGAACUAACCAAUAGAAACGUGCUGGUUACGUAAUUCAUGCAUAACGUAUGAACGCAAAACAAAAGAUUGUGCAGGGUCGUGGACCUUCUAACAUAAAUCUUGGCAUCUUUGUUUGCUCCUUUGAUGUUUGCCGGGCUUCACAACCAGUCACCUCCAUUAACUAUGGGCAGAGUGACUCGAACUCCCAAUCGAGACCUUCAACCAAAAAAGUAAAAACAGCUUUCUCAGUUCCGCGGAUUACUCAUCGGACGAAUCUGAUGGAAACGUGCAUUCCAUUCUUGGAAAGGAAAGGGAAGAAAAGCAAGAUGGCGACUCUCGCUACAAUCUGCUGAAGGAGAUCGAAGAGGAAUAGAACCACAACAUGCCACUCUUGAAUUAUUGGAUUUGACCUUUCAGAAUGACUGUAAGUUCUCUGCUCAUGCAAAGCUAAACUGUGCAAGGCGAAAGAAUGUCUAUACGUACUAAGAGUAUGCAGAAAGGAGCGUUACAGGCCGACAGAAAUUGAUUACCUCUUCUACAGUAUUGUACUCCCUAACUUAACUUACGGAUUUUCUGUCCAUGGUGCCUCUGACACGGAUCUAAAUGCUUUCCAGCAAUUUUUACCCCGAUGCCGUUAGUUACGUUUUAUGUACUGUACUUGUAGGUUUAGCUCACUGCUGCUUGUACAGCUGUUAAAUAGCAAGAUCGGGGUUCUGUCCCACACAUUUUACUGUAACUGUUGCCGGGACAUAGAAUAGAAAGUUUAAGAUACCACGACGGCGACGGCGGCAAAACGUCGCUUAAAAAGUGACUUCUCGGUCUAUGAAACUUUAGCGCGAUUAUGUUAACUCGAUCACUAUGUUUUAUGUAGGCGAACUCUUCUGGAGUUGAAUUCUUAAGAAACAUAUCCAAGUGUAAAAAGAACAAGAGAGAUUAGUCGUCGUAUGUUCACGUUGUCGAUAAAACGUGAAAUUAGGCAAUUCUCGUCGUAGUCGUGCAGUGACGGCAAAGAAAUGUACAUAAAAAGCGUGAUGCACGUGCAGAGUUAUUGUUUUGCUAACCUUAAUCAAUUGCUUUUUGACGUUUUCGUUGCCGUCGCCGUAGUGGCAUCUUAAACUCCCUAAUAUUCAUCGUUAUACCGGAAACAUCGUUAUAUCGAGCUUCCACUGUAGAAUUAAGUAAAAUAUGGUCGAUCUAUGGUCAUAAAAACAAAUACAGUGUGCGGAACACAUUGUUAACAUGAUACAUACAUAUCCGAUUAUCUUAGAAUGUAGUUUUUCCUAUAUAUAAAAAAAACGCUGAAAACUCUGAGAAAAACGAUAAACAAACUUGAAGUAAGUUUAAACAGAAAAUUGCCAAUGUUUCACCUGUGAACGAGUGUCACAAAAUAGAUACCAGUUUCGGGGCGGGAAAAACUGUUGCCAAAACAGCACCAACGAUCAAGAAAAAGAUAAAUAACGCAUGACCAUGAACUACCACUUGAGUUACGCGUCAAAGUGAGGCACAACGUAAGCUAGCUAAAGCCUCAAAGCGAGGCAAAGGUGUGUCGAGAAAAACUUAGCAAUUGGUGUGUGACAGUGUGUGCGUAACGACUCUUUGGUCUCAACCAAACUGUUAAGAUUGGAAUCCAUUAUUCCAUAUUUGAACUACAAUGGUGGUGACACUGCUCUUCACUGAAUAACAAGAACAUUUAUUAGCGUUUAGUAAAAGACAAACACAUAUUGUCAUACUAAGAAUAUUGAAACAAUAGGGAUUCUCGUAUACACGCGUGUCGCCUUUUCUCGCGUGGGGUGAUUUUCACACCCGCUCGCGUUUCGCUCGCUCUACUAUCCCUGAGGAAAAAUGGGGGACUACUCGUAGUCUAAUUUUAAAAUAAAUCGGAGCGAUUUUCAACCUCAAUAAAAGAUUGACACUCUAACAAUCGACAUGUGGUGGGUCAUCACCAGUUAGCAGGUGAUUAAAAUGUGAGCAAUUAUUAUUUCUCAGAAAGUGAUUCAAUUUAGCAAGCACAUUUUAAGCUCUAUCAAUAGUAUAAGAACAACAACAACGAAGAAUCUUAAUAAAAAUUAUUCGUUAAAGGAGAUAUGACUAAACCAGCGUAACGCAAAUAAUGGUGUCUACCUCGGUUUGCGAGUUUGGUAUAGGUAACGUUUAAAUCUAGCACGCCUGGGCAAUCUUAACAGUUUGUUUCAGACCCAUUGAGACCAAAGAGUCAUAACACACACACACUGUCACACAGUAAUUGAGAUCGUAUUUUAAAAACAACGACACUUAUUUAACGUCUGAUUGUCGACUAAAACAUUGUGGACAAGGAGUACUUGUUACUUAGCUCGGACAACCGGCAAGCUUUUUCAGUUCUUCUGUUUUCAAAAUUCUUAAACUUACUGUCUGAAAACAAUUUCAGGUCCAAGGCGGUCGGAGCAAGACCACAAUAUCUUUAGUUCAUAUUGCGGUCGGACCAAGCACGUUGUCAUCGUUCGACAGCGUUUUAUUUAGUUAAUUAGUCACAAGAUGUACCUUUUAAUUUCUUUAAAUUGACUGAAUAGACAGACUGAAGUCGAGCUCGUCCAUUUUCCAUUACUGGCAACACGAAACUAGGAACUCGCAACUCUCACCUAGCAACUCGCAACUGGCAACUCGCAACUCCACGACUCGCAUUCUACGAACACCCUUUUUUUAUCAUUAUGCUGUUGAGUUGUUUAUACUUAACUAUCACCUGAUCAUACUGUUAAGCAUACUGUUCCGUGAGACGAAAAGAUUAUUUAAAUUAUUAAAAUUAGGUUUUACGUUGAAAAUUGCCAGCUGGUUUGAUCAGUAUUCUUGUGAAGAGUUACCUUUAUUAUUAUAGAUAGAAAGCUCUCCUAUAGUGGCAAUUUUCAUCGCGUCUGCCACGAAGUUCUAAGUUUCGCUGCUUUUCUCAAUUGGUAAAUUCGCCAAAACAGAAAUUGCAUGUGUUUACCUCUAAGUUGCCGAUUUUUCUUUAAGCAACCAAGCAAAUUGCCAUACAGUACAAUACUUUCAUUAUUUUACCCCGCUACAUCUAGGAGUUAAAUGACUCGUUAAAACAUGUGCGCAAAUAAAAAAUACUAAGUAACUAAUACAUGUCAUUCAAAUUUAAUAUCCCUAAAUGUAUUUACAUAAUAUUUGGUAAUGUUGAUGAUGAAAUUCUAAAUACUUCUAUGUACAUGCUUAUUUAAAAGACGUUCAAAGGUAAGAAUAUCCUUAGCUCCUCCAACCUAGGAGGGUAAAGAAUUGCAAAGCUUCGCGGUCUGAAAUGAAAAUGAUCUGUGGCGCCAUUCUUAAGAUUACAAUAAGGUAGCAUCAGAAGUGUACCCGACCCUCUUAAAUUGUAAUUACAGAUUUUAAUAUUAAAAAUUCUUGUCUGUGGCAUAGGGUUUGUUUAUUAUUGAUACAUCUGUGAAAUAAAACUAUAGGGCCUGGAAUUUUUUCUUUGUUCCAGCGUUCUUUUUCUAACCCUGUUUAACAAAUAAUCAGGGUGUAUGCUUACCGUGACCUAAAAUAGUCCUGAAAAUAUAAUUAUUCAUGUCCUCUGCCAUGCUUAAGACAAGCUUGGUCGACAGCCAGGUUCUAGGGUAGGUGUGAUGAAAGGGUUGGCUGGUUUAUCUGCAUAUGCAGUAUAUCGCUUGAAGUGUGCAGAUCUUGAAAUUGUCUGUUUUAACCUAUUUGAUGUUUUGUUUUUACUUCGCUUUCAGACAGUUGUUAUUAUUUCAUAAUAACAUUUUACUGUACCACUGCAAGGCUGUUUAUCUAAUAUCUGGUAUUUAAUUGCCAGAAAUAACUUUCUAGUGCGUGAAUAGCCUUGUUAAUUUUUUGUUACUGAAUUUCUUGCUUUAUUUUCAGUCGUCCUUUGUGAACCGUGCUGCCUUAGGACUCUUCCCACCUGUCUCAUUUCUUCAAGAUUUAAAAGAUGCUUUAUUAAGUGUAAGAGAAUUUAAACGCAUGAAAUAAAUCAUGUUCACUUUAAAAAAUAUCUUAAGUGUGUCAUUGUAUCCGUAUGAGUAAAUGCUGAAUGUUGUUCGAUUGGGUCUGACAAUUGCUCGCAUUUUACUUGGCUCAGAAAUUCAGCCGACGUAGCCAAAUUCACACGAGAAGUGCAAAACAGAGUAGUCAGCUGAACAUUCCGAGAUGCCAUCGGGCUGUCCGUCAGCGGUCCUUGUUUUACCAAGAGGCAAAGCUUUAGAAUGGCGUCAAUGUUAAAUAAUGUUUAAUUCACUGAGUCCUUCCCAAUCGAUAAUUGAAUUUGCAAAUAGCGAGUUCUAUGUCAUUCAUUACUUUUCUAUUUAAUCAUUUUUAUAUAUUACUGUUAUUUCCUCCUUUUUCUUGUAAUUCUUUUGGCUGAAUUGUCCUUUAAGGGAGUUGCAAUAAAGUGUGUAUUUAGGUAUGUUAGCAUUUUGUUAUUUAAAUGAAGAGAAUUACUUUAUAGGCUGUUCAGUGCAGGUUACAACCAUGUAAAUAAGUUACAUUUAUUUUUAAAAGGUAGCUCCACCGGGAUUGCCAGAAGUUACAACAAUGGCUUGUGGAACGUGCUCGGUAGAAAAUGCCUUUAAACUUGCUUUUAUGCAUUACAAGGUACUGUAAACAGUGUAGUUAUAAUCUACGUUAGCAGUUGAAUAUGUAAGUGCUCUGUCAUGUUUGCAAAAUUGGUAGUAAAGGUAAAUCAGCUGGCAAAUGCGAUAGAAGAAAGAAGUUCACAAAGGCACAUAAUAACUGAUAAGAUUACAAAGGUAACAAAAGUCACAAGUGUCAUUACAUCUGGUCACGAAUGUAAUACACGUCUUAACAAAGUUAAAAAAGUAAAUUACAUCUAGGCACAAAGGUACUGCAUUGCCUUUGAUAAGAUUGUUUUGCUAUCCGCCUUUUCCCUUUUCCUUUUUAACUGGGCUGCCUGUAAGGCAGAUCCAGUUCAUAAAAUGGGAUGAUUAGUGUAAUGACUCUAGCUAUAGCCUGUCACUUCCGGUGUUUAUGUUUCCGGUUCUAUUGUUACCAUAAUGCCUUUCGAUCAUAUGUUUUUCAUUCGGCCAUACUGUCGCUCUAAAAGUAGGUUAAACUCAGCCUCAAGACCACAGCUUGCUCAAUGCGACAGAUAAGUAUUGCAUGGUGUCAAAAGUAAAAGCGAUUACACAGGAAAAUGGGUCUUAGCGGCAUCGAAUGCCCACAGCUACACUGGGAUGGCGAAAAUCUUGAGGAAAACUGGCGUCGCUUCAAACAGCACGUGGAGCUCAUGUUCUCCCGCCCGCUCAAAUCACACCAAGAAGCUGACUAUUGCAGCUACCUACUUAUCUGGGUCGGGCGAAAGGGACGAGAUAUCUACAACACGUGGAGCAACAACAACAACAACAAUUUUAUUAAAAGGCAGAGAAAUACAUUAAACAUACACACUGCCUGCAUUUACCUAAUUAAAGCUAUUCGAGGCAGGGAGUGUGGGUACUCUACAUACUAAAAGACAUUUAACAAGGAAAAUAAAAGAGAUUUACAACAUCAAGGAAAAAGAGGUUAAAAAAGAUAAUACGAAUGAAUAAAUAUGUAAAUAAGUAGAGAAAUAAAGGUUACAAUACAUUGGAUUAAUAUUAUCCUUUUUUGAUUUCAUUAAUAAGGGUGUCUAUAUCAGCAUAACUAUCCUGUCGUUGAAGAUCAAGUGGUAAUGGAUUGUGUAUUUGUUCCAAACUUUAGCCCCGACGCUAACGAAAGAGUUUUUGUGAUGAUUCAGUACAGAAUAUUUCUUAUAAAAAUUACCAGCUGAAGAGGAUCGGGUGUUGUAAUUAUGAACUUGACUUGAGAGAGUGAAUAUGCCAUUGAUGCUAGGCGGUGCAGAAUCAUUAGAAACAUCAUGCAUUAGGAUAGAAGAGAUCUUAAAGUAUAGCGUAGACAUUGGCAUGAUGUUAAGUUAGAUGAAAUGAAGUAUGGGAUAGCAUGAGUUCGGAAUUUGGCAAAGUUCAUCAGACGAGCUACUCUUUUUUGGAGCACUAAAUUUUUUUCUAGAUGGGAUCGAUCAGUUAGGCCACAGGCAACAAGACCAUACGACAGAUAUGGAUAGAUAAGGGACCGGUAAACAUGUUCAAGUGUUGAGAAUGUCGUAAAAUGCCUUAGUCUAGCAUUGAGUCCAAUACUUCUGCUUAUCUUUGAAGCAACGAAGAGCGAGCGACCUCACCGACGAGGAAAUGAAGGUUACAAACAUACUGCAAUCGCUUCGAAGCUCACGUCAGUCCCAGAGCUACUUCUGUCUUUGCUAUAUUCAAGUUUCACGGUCGUGUUCAAGGAUCAUCCAAAACAGCAGAGACAUUUAGGACAGAUCUAACCAAAACAAAGGAAAAGGAGCACAUGGUAACCAACCGUCUCACUCUCAACCGUCAGGAGGAACGCGGGUGUCCAGAAACUGUGGUCGCACCCACAGUUCACCUUCUAAUUGCCUAGCUCGUGGCCUGAUAUUUCUGUAGUGCAAGAAGCCAAAAACGAAGCCCGAAGACAACGAAUUCAUUGUGUACAACAAGCGAGAAACUAAGCUUCACAGGCAAGCCCUGAAUCAGCAAAACCAGCUGCAUUUGAGUCUAUUGUUUUUUUAUACAGCGUCCACCGGCAGAAUUUCAUGGGAAAAAAAAUCUUAGAUAUGAUUAAUUGAAUGCAAGAGCGUAUCGUUAGCUAUCGUGGCGCAAUGGAUAUCGCCUUGCCCAUACAUGCCAAAGGCCUGGGGCUCGACUCCCGCCGGAGGACACUGUUUCUUUUUUCCUCGUCGUUUUGUUUUGUUUUGUUUCGCUUUUUUAAAAACAUAUUUUCAUUUUUUGGAAGACAUAAAUUGCAAGUUAAUUAUCAGUUUUCAUUUCUAAAAUAAUUAAUUUUAAUAAUCAUUAAUUAUUAAUCCACAAGUUAACCAUAGGCACCCUUUUAUUUCUUUUACAUUGAGGUCCCAACCAUACAUAACGCUAUUCCUUCCAUCAUAAAUAUAACUUUAACUGAAUGAAGAUUUUGAGAGAACCAACCAGCAUUAAGCAUCUCCGACUGACAAGAAGAUCACCAUCGCUAAUUGUCUUCAAUAAUUGGAAAACAUUAGAAAUUACUGUUAUUUCACCCAUGCCUGGAAACAUUAUGAGUAUGUAUACUGCAUGCGAGACUUCUACUGUUCUCAUCCCUUACCCUUACUCAGCAUAGGAAAUGUCAAAAACAAAAACAGCUAAUACAGUACAAGUCAGCAAGUAAAUAACCUGGGGUUUCAGAGCCUUUUAGGCUAAAAUUUGCCAGUUAGGGCUGCUCUAUACAAGAACCUGUUCAGCCCAAUAUUUGAAAAACAGGUUCUUAUUUUCUAAGAUCUGUUUAACAAAGUUCUGUACACUUGGGCAAGUAAGAUAUGUCAACAUUCGGGAUCCUCUUUAGAGACACAGGUGCCUUAUCACUGUCUAUGCCUAUCAUACUGCAAUACCGGUAUGUGGCUGUAUGCAUAUUUUAUAUAAGGAAUAAGCUGAAUACCACUGAAUAGUCUUAGCUUGAAUCUAUUUUUUCUUCAGAAAAUACCCGGUAAGAACCUAAAUUUGUGCUUAUGUAAGAACCUAUUUAGCGGGGCUGACUUGGGAAAGUGCUGGCUCUUAGUUGCAGGUGUUAUCUGUAUUGUUGUUUGAUGCUCCAAAGAACCGCACCUGUUGACCACUUACAAUAACCCUUAUUAGUAUAUACACACUCAGUGAUCUUGGUGAUUUAAGCAAUCUGAUUGGUUCGCCAUCUCUGACUAUUAAACAAUAUUCACCUCCUAGCGAGUGGAUAAUGUGUGAGCUCGGUGUUUUUCCCAUUUUUUAGAGAACGAUCUUUUAAAAGUUGACGAAAUCCUAGGGCUGACUUUUUUUAAGGCCAGAAAAGACUUGGAAGGAUUCAAUACGGCGUUUUUCAAUUUACUGUAGCUGAAUUUUGUGUUCAAUGGAUUGUUUACAACUCCCGUGUAUCCGCGUAGAAGAAGCCGUUUCGUGAACUCAGCGUUUUCUAACAAAAAAAUUUUGGCUGAAAAAUCGAAGUUUAUUUAUGACAAACAAAUUUUAAAAGGAAAUGUUUGCAGAAAUUCUGCGUUUCAAGUAAACAGGAAAAAGAAUAAUACAGGAAAACGACGUCUUAACCUCGAGCAACCGAGCCGCCAUUUUUGUCAGCACUUCACUCGAAGAACGACACAACAAACCCUCUUGGUCAUAAACUUGGCGAGUCAACAGAAAGCAACAAAGUUUUACUUUUCUUCUCAGGUAAGGAAACAGUUCAAACUUUUAGCGGUUCCAUUUAAGCCAAUACGCUGUUGUUUGCGAAAUGAUAAACUUGUCAAUUGCCAUGUUUGAAAAUUCUGCAAAGAUCUAUUUUUAAACUUACGCGUGAUUUGAUGUGUCAAUCAAAUCGUACUUUUUAAUGGUUUCCUCUCUGAUUUUGUUGAGAUCACUUCGUGUGUAUAUACUAAAACAAUUAUUCUUUUCAAUCUCGGUGAAUAGUGGCUUUGGGAAUAUUUACAUCAUUAAAUGACCCCAAAAACACCGAAUAGUACUAUCAAUAAGAAAACUUUGACAAAAAAUUGUCACUGGAAUGGUACAGCAGGCGGGUCAAGAACUCGCUUGAUGCGUUUGUAGCUCCGUGCUACAGUAGAAACAGAGUAUUUCGAGGUAUUUGGUGACUUAUUCAGCGUAUUUAAUGUAAUAUUAAAGUGCCCCCCGUGAAAAACGGCUCCACUAAAUGCGCCUGAGGCAGGAAUAACUGAACUGUUGGUGAAUGAGGAUUCCGCAGUUGCCACUGUUUGUGAAGUUUUAGCAGUAUGCGCUGCGUUUGGUGGGGCUGAAUUGUCGCUCAAAAUCUACGACAUAUUUUUCUGCUGCUCUUUUGACAAAGUGCUGUAAUUUUUAACCCUCUGCAAAUUUCGGUGACCAGAGAGCUGCAUGAUGUGUGUUGGAGGAACAUUGUUAUCGUUCACGGUUUUUGCAUCAUUUGCUUUUGCGCGCUAUGGUUGGUUAGUCGUCGCUCGCAGCCAGCUUUUCCUGCCAUUGUUUUCAUUAACGAGGUAAGUUUAUUGACUCCCAUCGGACUCCCCUUGAACCAGCAUUUACUGGAGUCUUUGCUGUGAUUUAUGCCGAGGUAGUACGGUGCUUCGACGGUCUGCAUUGAGCUAGGUCUUUUCUCAGAAUAGAAUUUGUAGACAAAAACUGGGUCUUUUUCGGGUGGGCUGUCCGGCCUAGCGAAAGCUUAAGGUUUAAAUGGUCUAAUGUUCCGAGGCUCUUCACGGCUUCUUGUUUUGGUUUGAAGCUCACAGUAUUCUAAAUAUUCGGUCUCGUUGGCAUCCCUCAGAAGUUUCUUAUCUGUCCAGCACAUGCCAGACCGUGUUGAUUAAAGCCUCGGCACUCGCGAUUCCCAGUAGUUUACUCUCGUAAAGAACGCUUACUUCGUCAUCGCUGAUAGCCUCGGCUGCAAAUGUUCUGUUUCUCCUGCCUUCUUUUUUCAGGGGUUUGCAACGAGCAUCCAGCACCUUCCUUGUUUGCUCAAACUCUCGAUCUUCGACGAUGCUUUUGGAAUACUUCACGUUUUUCAAGUGACGAUUGA